Dreissena polymorpha is the source of this 1401-nucleotide messenger RNA. RefSeq lists its product as uncharacterized. The coding region runs from base 1 to 1401 and encodes 466 amino acids. Gene Ontology annotation, molecular function: D-cysteine desulfhydrase activity. The transcript is spliced from 11 exons. The record is from RefSeq and is a predicted model, not a curated record. Lineage: Eukaryota; Metazoa; Mollusca; Bivalvia; Myida; Dreissenidae.
AUGGGAGUUACUGCUGUCCUCGGAGAGUGCGCAAGAAUAUUCACACAUCCCAGAAUGAUAUUCAAGUUGGCACAGAGAGAGCUCAAUGUGGAUAUCAGCACAGACGCGUACAUAGACGAAAAUAGAAAUAUCGAACAAACUAUAAGAGCAGACGAGCGGUUCUACCUAGAGCUGCUAGUAAUUCAAGCAGCAGAUGAAGAACCCAGCACACACAAAAUUGAGAUGUACUUCAUCACUUAUUGCAGAAAAUUAUCACACAACAGAGAGGCCUCUACGGGACCAGAUUGGAGAGACGAUAGACAAUGGAUACCGGGUAUUAACAUGGAUAACGGUUAUUUUCAAAUGCAUGAGUACCAGGCACCGGCGUGGGCACAGCACCUGAAUCACAUACCAUCGCAUAUAGUAAAGCUGACUACUUUGAACACUCCGAUACAUCGCUGGAGCCUUCCCGGGGUACCAGAUCGGUUCCAAGUGUUUAUCAAGCGCGAUGAUCUUUCUGGUGCAGAAUUAUCUGGAAGCAAGGUCCGCAUUCUACAGUUUCUGUUCGCUGAGGCCCUUAGGCAAAACGCUCGCCACGUGGUGACAGGGGGCUGUCUGCAGUCUAAUCACUGCCGCUCAGUAGCUCUCACGUGCCGCCAGUUUGGCUUGACGCCCCACAUUGUGGUGGCAAGGGUGUCAAAGAAAGAAGAACUCGAAGCAAAAGGGAACGCCCUGCUGUAUCGGUUGGCAGGAAGUCAUCUUUAUCUGUCUCCUACGUGCUCGUACGAAUCGUUCUCGCAGAGACUGCGCAGCCUGGCAGGAUAUAUCAGCGAUAAGUACCGGGAGCCAUGCUACUGUAUCCCGCUUGGGGGAUCCUCGCCCCCAGGUAUGUUCGCGUUCAUCACGCUCUUCCAGGAGCUCAUUGAACAGGGACUUUUUGACAACUUUGAUGACAUUGUCGUCUCUAUAGCAACAGGAUGUACAGCAGCGGGCAUUGCUGUCGGGAACUAUCUUACCGGAUCAAAACUGAGAAUCCACGCAGUUUCUAUCGCCCUAAGUAAGGAGGAACUGACCAAACGCAUCGACCUGAUGUUGUCGGACAUAGGGCUUUCCCUGGGUACCAAUGACAUCAUGGAUAUCAUAGAUGGCUACAUCGGACAGGGGUAUGAGACAAUUACAAACGUGAGCGCUAACACGGGAAUACUUCUGGACCCCUAUUACACUGGAAAGGGCACGCAAGGGUUACUCGAGGAACUCAAGAAAAAUCCUACAACAUUUCAAGGGAAAAAAAUCCUAUUUAUACACACCGGUGGUAAAUUCGGGUUGUUCAACGGUGAGAUGGACCAGGUGAUGAACCUUCCGGGUAACCAUGCCAACUACAUCAAUGAGUGGCCAGAGAAAGACAUUCCUCUAGUCCAAUAA